UCAGGGUUAUUGACCUAAAGCCAAUAUUAACACAGUGACACUCGCCUGUCUUUCAAAUAGACUGAAAACCCUGUUCACAAGUCACAAUUUCAGAGGAAACUUCAAAUUAUUCUUCAUUAUUAGGUCAUAGUCCACCGGGAGCCACACAGUCUGCUCGUUCAGGAUGGCGUCGAUGGUGUUUCAGCUGAUGGGAAUGUUUCUGGGAAUCGUUGGCUGGUGUUUGGAGUCCAGCUCCACAAACUCAGCCGUGUGGAGGAAAGCCAGUCACGGGGAGGCAGUGGUGACGGCCAGCUCUCGGUUUGAAGGCCUGUGGCUGUCGUGUGCGUCUAACUCGCUCGGAGCCAUACACUGCCAGAGAUUCAAGACCGUUCUGGGCCUUCCAGGAUACAUCCAGGCCUGUCGAGCUCUGAUGAUAAUCGCUCUCAUUCUGGGUUUGCUGGCUGUUAUUCUGGCCGCGAUGGGACUCAAGUGCACUAAACUGGGCAGCACGUCUGAGGAGUCGAAGGGCAAGAUCAGCCUCACAGCCGGAGUCUUGUUCAUCCUGUCAGGUGUGUGUGUUAUGGUAGCCGUGUCGUGGUACGCCGCUCGAGUCGUUCAGGAGUUUAAUGACCCUUUCUACGGAGGAACAAAGUAUGAACUGGGAGCCGGUCUGUAUCUGGGAUGGGCGGCAGCAGCUCUGGAUAUAUUAGGUGGAGCAAUCCUCUGCACUUCCUUUAAAAGCUCAAGACCUGCCAAGACACGGAGUCUCAACUAUAACUACAGCGCUUCACAGCCGCAGAAGAUCUACAGAUCAGCCCCGUCAGAAAACAGCGUCUCCAAAGCUUACGUCUGAGUGUUUGGCUUGCCUUUUUUUGUACAUGAUGUGUGUAUUUUUUUUUGUAUACUUGCAUUUUAGAAGUCAACGAAUUGAGCUUAUUUAAUUGACUUACUUUGCAUGAUUCAUCAGUGUUGAUUUCGUAACGAGCUCUUAUGUCAUAAUCUAGCAUCAAAGCGUAAAAUAACGUCCCCAGCUCAUAUAAAAAGACAGUUCAGUUUGCAUUUCAUUCAGCUUUGACUCAAUUCUGAUAUGAAACACUCACUUUACACUAGUGAACUAAUGCUGUAUCUAAUUCUAACUCUGUACUAAAACCAAAACCUUUGAAAAAACUUUUGUUACAUGGAAUAAAAUAAGCUUUAACUGAAAUAAAGAUAUUUCUUUUUCAUUUAGUUUAACUUUAUGUAGUAAAAUAACUAAAACUGAAAUAAAAAAUGAUUAAAAAUGAACAGAAUCUAAUAAAAGUGACACAACAAAAUGACUAAAACUCACAAAUUCAAACUAAUAACACUGCUUUACAGCAUCACAUCAGUUCUGUACAUUUGUUUCUCUUUAAAUCUCAUGUUGGCUUUAAUACUUUUAUGUCAGACGUAUGGAUCAUUUUAGUAUGUUUUUUAAAUGUUACAUUGUCUGCUGUUUUGAAAAGCUCGUUAUUUUCUGAAAUUGCUAGUUUUGUCAGUGUUUCUGUGAAUAAAACAAUUUUGUGAAGUUG
Cyprinus carpio (common carp) is the source of this 1526-nucleotide messenger RNA. It is a transcript of the gene cldn15lb, whose product is annotated as claudin 15-like b. NCBI's taxonomy places the organism in Eukaryota, Metazoa, Chordata, Actinopteri, Cypriniformes, Cyprinidae. Gene Ontology annotation, cellular component: bicellular tight junction; plasma membrane. The record is from RefSeq and is a predicted model, not a curated record. Gene Ontology annotation, molecular function: structural molecule activity. Gene Ontology annotation, biological process: bicellular tight junction assembly; cell adhesion.